This is a messenger RNA of Jatropha curcas, 2099 nucleotides long. RefSeq lists its product as uncharacterized. The record is from RefSeq and is a predicted model, not a curated record. Lineage: Eukaryota; Viridiplantae; Streptophyta; Magnoliopsida; Malpighiales; Euphorbiaceae.
AGAAGCAAAGUACUUGCCCACCAAAAAAAACAAGAACCCAACAACACAAAAAAUAAUCACACGCAGAGAAAGAAAAGCUUCCUCUCUCCAAUGUCCUAACAGCAAAAUUUGAGGUUGUUUUGAUCCUCUAAUGGUACUUGUCCAAUCCUCCUCCAAACUUUCCCUCCCUCCUUCGCCACAGACAACUUCUUUCCUCUUUGAACCAAAUUCUCUCUCUUUAGCCCUAAUGCACUCUGAUUCCUCCCUUUCUCUCUUUCCUUCCCUUCCCUUUCCCUCCCUUUCUUCUCUCCCUUCCAAACCCCAAACCCUAAUCCCCCCUCCCUCUUCUUCCUCCUCCUUCAUCCUCCUCCACCAACAGAAUUCUGACCCUAGAGUUCUGUUUCUUGUUGCUGGCCCUCAUUUGGGUGGUUCCCAGAUUCUGUUUAGGCUCUAUCUUCUUCAGAAGAACAAUCUUUUCACUAAAGCUCAGGUAUUCUGCAAUCAGAAAGGACUUUGGUUUGAUUCAAAGUCUGGAGUUUUCAUGGACGUAAAUCAUGGGGUUUCAAUAAAGAUUGUUGGGUCUAUUAAUUUUUUUGUGAUGUAUUCAGUUUCAAGUAGGAAAGUUUGGGUUUUUGCAUUGAAGCUUAUUGGUGAUGGUAAUGGUGAAGCUGAUGUGGUGAAAUUGAUGAGAUGUGCUAUUAUUGAGUGUUGCACGCCGGUUUGGUCUAUGAGUGUUUCUUUUGGAUUCUUGAUCCUAGGGGAGGAUAAUGGAGUUAGGGUUUUUAAUUUGAGGCAGCUAGUGAAAGGGCAUGUUAAGAAAGUUAAGGGUUUGAAUUCAAAUGGGAAUUUGGAUUUGAAUGGGAAAUUGAAGAAUAAAGGGUUGAGAUUGCCAAAUGGGGUUAUUGGUGGUGAUAAUCACAGUGGUUCUACUGCUUGCAAUGGUUUUUUGGAUGGGAAAUUUGAUAAACAUUGCGUUUCAGUAAAGCAGAAGUCUAUAAGGUGCAGACAAGAUUCUGGUGAAGGGGAUGCUUGUGUCGUGGCCUUAAAAAGCACAGAGGCCAAGGUCUCAAAUUCAGCUGUAAAGGCAGUUUCCAUCCAGGCCCUGUCUUCCAAGAAGUUUAUGAUUUUGGACUCUGCUGGAGAUUUACAUGUCUUGUGCCUGUCUAAUCCUGUUGUAGGAUCAACCAUCAGGGCUCACAUGAUGCAGUUGCCUCACAGUAUGAAAGUGCAAAAGCUGGCCGUUCUUCCUGAUAUUUCUUCAAGAAUUCAAACUUUCUGGAUAUCUGAUGGAUUUCAUUCGGUGCACAUGAUGAUGGCAUCUGAAAUGGACAUUGCUGUUAAUAAAAAUGAUGGAGAUGAGAGUCAGGAAAAGCCGAUGCAAAUCUCAGUGAUUCAAGCAAUUUUUUCCGCUGAAAAGAUACAAGAUCUUGUACCAUUGGCUGCAAAUGCUGUUCUGCUUCUUGGACAAGGAAAUAUGUAUGCCUAUGCAAUUCCCUGAAGUUUCUUGGAGUAUAUCUAUUUAUAAACGGAAGUCUAUUUUCCAGGUCAUAUAGAUGAUUAUCAUUGUUUUAUGGAUUCCUGGAUCAGUACUCUCAUAUGGAAUUGAGCACAUUCUCCUAGUUACCAUGGUUUGGUUAUCUGUUGUCCUUAUGUUGCUGAAUUCAUGAGCUGCGGUGGUUUUAUUCUUAUAUUGGUAUGUGAGACCUUGAGAACACUGAGCUCUUGAAGGUGAAAUUAGAAGCACAUGGAUUCUUGUUAUGGAUUUUGGGAUCUCAAAAGAUGAGUCUAUCCGAUAACUCAAAGCAACCCCUGCUGCGCUACCAGCUUCUACUGAGUUGAGGAAAAAUGUGCUGCAGAGUUCACAUUGUCUUAUUUUCAAGCAGAAGGCCAAAAUAGCCAUGAAAUGAAGGUCAUGAAAUGACAUUCUGAGUUUCUGUGCUGUUGCAAGACACAGGAUUCAGCUAUAUGUGUCUGUCAAUGUAAGCGGGUGGACUUGCCCCGCAUAAACAUGUAGCUCGACUCAUGCUCGUUUUCCAUUUAGGUGUGAGAAUCAAGUGGCAUGGUUGUUUUCUAAAUUUCAAUCAUAAUUUCUUGAUAUAAUGCUAUUCUCUAUCAACUAA